This is a messenger RNA of Prunus armeniaca (apricot), 912 nucleotides long. Lineage: Eukaryota; Viridiplantae; Streptophyta; Magnoliopsida; Rosales; Rosaceae. The record is from the annotation of a GenBank genome assembly.
AUGUUGCAGAACAAGUCCUUCGUCAAGAGAACCAGAGGAGGCAAAAUCACCAAGGUCGUGAGAGAGCACUAUCUCAGACACGAUAUAUACUGCGGAGCUCCGAUAUGCAAAGUUUGCGAUACAUCCCAGGCUCGCUUGAGCCCUACGCCUUCCACCAUUCUCAUUUUCGAUACCAAUGUCGUUCUCAAUCAGAUUGAUUUGCUUGAGAACCCAGCAAUCGACGAUGUGGUUGUGCUUUCCAUUGUGCUUGAAGAGGUUAAGAACAGGAAUUUGUCUGUUUACAAUAGAGUUAGAGCUCUCUGCAGCAAUUCUUUAAGGAAAUUCUUUGUUUUCUCCAACGAACACCACAAGGAUACAUAUGUUACGGAAAUGAGCGGAGAGAGUAAAAAUGAUCGAAAUGAUAGAGCAAUUCGGGUGGCCGCUCAAUGGUAUCAAACUCAUCUUGCUGGUUCUGCUCGGAUUUUACUUAUAACUAAUGACAAAGAGAAUAAGAGAAAGGCUAUUGAAGAGGGAAUUUCUGCAGAAACAGUGGAGUCUUAUGUGAGGUCAUUGAGUCGACCAGAUUUGCUUGACCUGCUUGUUCAGCCUGCAUCAGAAGAUGUAAACAUGGAGGAAGUUGAAGAUUUGAGACCAUCAAAGAGGAAAAUCAUUUACACAGAGCAUAAGCCCAUGUCUGAGAUUACGUCUGGUUUGCAUCGCGGUAUAUACCAUCAAGGCAAACUUAGAGUGAAUCGUUACAACCCAUUUGAAGCCUAUGUUGGAAGUGAGAGCAUUGGUGAUGAGAUUAUAAUCUAUGGACGUACAAACAUGAAUAGGGCUUUUGAUGGGGAUAUAGUGGCAGUUGAGCUUCUGCCUCAGGAUCAAUGGCAUGAGGAGAAAUCUCUAGCUCUAGCAGAUGAAGGUGGGUCUUAG